AUGGUUGCUCGCGAUUCGCUCCGCGCCCGUCGUCUGCAUCUGGUCCGGAAAGGAUCUCCGCGUUUUUCCAUCUCCUGCAAGUCUCCUUCCCGCGCGGUGGCGCGUACUGCGUCCUCGUCUGCAGCAGUCAUGUUGUCUCGAAAGCCUGGAACCGUCGGCCUCGCAGAAGGCGCUUCUUCUUCGCUCUCGUACCACCGCGGAAAUGCAGGCGUCUCUGGAGGUGCAGCUGCGCCAGGCGCAGUGGGCCGCAGACGCGGCGCUCGGCAGGAACUGCGAGAAGAACAAAAGAUGGAGGUCAAGGAAGCCUUCGACCUCUUCGACACCGACAAAAGUGGACGCAUUGACUACCACGAACUCAAGGUCGCUAUGAGAGCUCUCGGAUUUGAAGUCAAGAAAGCCGAGGUGUUGGAGUUGAUGCGAGAGUACGACAAGCAAAGCACUGGACAAAUCGACUACAGCGACUUCCUGGAAAUCAUGACGCAGAAAAUUCUGGAGAGAGACCCAGCUGAGGAGAUGGCCAAGGCUUUCAAGUUGUUCGACGAUGACGACACAGGGAAAAUCUCCUUGAAGAACCUGCGUCGAGUGGCGCGAGAGUUGGGGGAAAACCUUUCAGAUGAUGAGCUGCAGGCCAUGAUCGAUGAAUUCGACCGAGACUGCGACGGCGAAAUUAGUCAAGAAGAGUUUUUCGCGAUCAUGAAGCAAACGAGCUUGUACUGAAGAGAGACGCAUCACGUCUUCUCUCUCGAGGGUCUCUCCUCAUCCCUUCGUCUCCCCCGCUUGGCUCUCCCUCUUGACAAUCGAUUUUGAGCUCACAAGACGUCUCCCGUCGCUCGUCUCCUCGC
Molecule: messenger RNA, 842 nt
Organism: Toxoplasma gondii ME49
Lineage: Eukaryota; Apicomplexa; Conoidasida; Eucoccidiorida; Sarcocystidae
Product: centrin, putative
Exons: 6
Coding region: 1-717 (238 amino acids)
Biological process (GO): spindle pole body duplication
Cellular component (GO): microtubule organizing center
Molecular function (GO): calcium ion binding; microtubule binding
Source: RefSeq, a predicted model, not a curated record